AUGCUGCCAAUGCUGCCUUCUAGCAACAGCUCCCUGCCUACUGAAGUCUCUGAAUUCCUCCUGAACUGUUUUGUCAGUUCCCCCAGUUGGCAGCACUGGCUGUCCCUGCCCCUAAGCCUCCUUUUCCUCCUGGCCAUGGGCGCCAAUGCCACCCUCCUGAUCACCAUCUGGCUGGAGGUUGCUCUGCACCAGCCCAUGUACUACCUGCUCAGCCUCCUCUCCCUGCUGGACAUCGUGCUCUGCCUCACCGUCAUCCCCAAAGUCCUGGCCAUCUUCUGGUUCAACCUCAGGUCCAUCAGCUUCUGGGCCUGCUUCCUCCAGAUGUUCAUUAUGAACAACUUCUUGCCCAUGGAAUCAUGCACCUUCCUGGCAAUGGCCUAUGAUCGCUAUGUGGCCAUCUGCAAGCCUCUACAUUACUCAUCCAUCAUUACAAACGAAUUUGUGGCAAAGGCUAUUGUUUUCAUCUUGGCCCGGAAUACGUUUUUCACUGCACCUAUCCCCAUCCUCUCUGCCCAUCUCCACUACUGUGGAAAAAAUAUAAUUGAGAAUUGUAUCUGUGCCAAUCUCUCUGUUUCUAAACUCUCCUGUGAUAACAUUGCUCUCAACCAAAUCUACCAGUUAAUUGUGGCCUGGACUCUUAUAGGCUCUGACCUCAUCCUCAUCUUCCUUUCCUAUAUUUUCAUUCUCCAAGCUGUUCUUAGACUCAAGGCAAAAGGAGCAGCUGCCAAAGCUCUGAGCACUUGUGGCUCUCACUUCAUUCUCAUUCUCUUCUUUAGCACCAUCCUGCUGGUUUUCGUUUUUACCCAUAUGGCCAAGAAAAAGGUUUCCCCUGAUGUCCCUGUCUUACUUAAUGUUUUACACCAUGUAAUUCCUGCAGCUCUGAAUCCUAUUGUCUAUGGUGUACGAACCCAUGAGAUUAAACAAGGGAUUUGGAAAUUACUCAGAAGGGGUGGGUAA
This is a messenger RNA of Nycticebus coucang (slow loris), 957 nucleotides long. RefSeq names its product olfactory receptor 56A3-like. The coding region runs from base 1 to 957 and encodes 318 amino acids. Gene Ontology annotation, biological process: G protein-coupled receptor signaling pathway. Lineage: Eukaryota; Metazoa; Chordata; Mammalia; Primates; Lorisidae. The transcript has a single exon. Gene Ontology annotation, molecular function: olfactory receptor activity; G protein-coupled receptor activity. Gene Ontology annotation, cellular component: membrane. The record is from RefSeq and is a predicted model, not a curated record.